AUGAAAAUUUCAUUUAUCGUAUUAUUAUGUAUCGCGCUCUUCGCUUCAACAUUUGUUUUGGCAUUACCAGCUCCUCGACCCCAAACAGGUUCUUCUAGUAGUAGUGGUUCAAAGAAAACUCAGUCGAAUUUUACACCUUCAACUUCUCAAGGAGAGGCGUGGCACCCUGCAUCUCAAAUUAAUGUUACUGCACCAACAUUGAAUCAAUGUUUUAAACAGAAUUCAGAUAUUACUGUUACCUGGACUACUUCACUUACUACUGAUAAAGUACUUGUCAAAAUACUAUCGUAUUCGAAUCCUUCAUUUAGUCUUGGCUUAGAUCCCAAUAAUGUUGUUGCGGCGUCUGCUGGACAAUUCACAAUAAAAACUACCUCCGAUUGGCCUAUUGGAUCAUAUAUGGCAAUGGUUCAAUUAGUAAGUGAUGAAGAAGUAUAUGGAACUAGUGGAGGUUUUCAAAUUUGUAAUACGACGCAAAGUACGAAAAAAAUAACGUCAUACAAUUAA
Molecule: messenger RNA, 504 nt
Organism: Dentiscutata erythropus
Lineage: Eukaryota; Fungi; Glomeromycota; Glomeromycetes; Diversisporales; Gigasporaceae
Source: the annotation of a GenBank genome assembly